GCGCUGCGCCCGGCGGGCGUGAGGGCGGGCAGCGGCAGCGGCGGCGGCUACCGAAUCGCGGCCACAGUCUGCAACAGUAACCGAGCCAUGGCUCGAGCUGGCGGGCGGCGCGCCGGGCAAGCAGCAGCCGCGGCAGGCGCACGGGCCGCGUCAAGGGAGCCGGGGUCAGCACGAUUCUAAGAAAGAGAGGGGCGUGAGGGGGCCGGGCUGGGCGGGCUAGGGGCACCGCGCUCUCCCAACAGCGCGGAUCCUUUUUUGGAAAUUAAUAUUUAAAAAAAAAAAAAAAGCAAGCAAGCAGAGGGGAAGGUGGGAGCAAGAGAGAAGGCGAGACACACAGAGAAAGAGCGAGACACACAGCUCCCCACCGUAAGAGGAAGAAAGGCCACAGUCGCCGGCGGCUGCCGAUGUGAAGACUGGACUCCGUGCGCCCCUCGCCGCCUCUGCCCGGCCACAUCGAUGUUGCAGCCCGCUCGCCCGCAUCACGAUGAACGCGCAGCUGACCAUGGAGGCGAUCGGCGAGCUGCACGGGGUGAGCCAUGAGCCGGUGCCCGCCCCUGCCGACCUGCUGGGCGGCAGCCCUCACGCGCGCAGCUCCGUGGGGCACCGCGGCAGCCACCUGCCUCCCGCGCACCCGCGGUCCAUGGGCAUGGCGUCCCUGCUGGACGGCGGCAGCGGAGGCAGCGAUUAUCACCACCACCACCGCGCCCCUGAGCACAGCCUGGCUGGCCCCCUGCACCCCACCAUGACCAUGGCCUGUGAAACUCCCCCAGGUAUGAGCAUGCCGACCACCUACACCACCUUAACCCCUCUGCAGCCGCUGCCGCCCAUCUCCACCGUGUCCGACAAGUUCCCUCACCACCAUCACCACCACCAUCACCACCACCACCCACACCACCACCAGCGCCUGGCGGGCAACGUGAGCGGUAGUUUCACACUUAUGCGGGAUGAACGCGGGCUGGCCUCCAUGAAUAACCUCUAUACCCCCUACCACAAGGACGUGGCUAGCAUGGGCCAGAGCCUCUCGCCCCUCUCUGGCUCCGGUCUGGGCAGCAUUCACAACUCCCAGCAAGGGCUUCCCCACUAUGCCCAUCCUGGAGCGGCUAUGCCCACCGACAAGAUGCUCACCCCAAAUGGCUUUGAAGCCCACCACCCUGCCAUGCUCGGUCGCCACGGAGAGCAGCACCUCACGCCCACCUCGGCCGGCAUGGUGCCCAUCAACGGCCUUCCUCCACACCAUCCCCAUGCCCACCUGAAUGCCCAGGGCCACGGACAGCUCCUGGGCACAGCCCGGGAGCCCAACCCUUCGGUGACCGGCUCGCAGGUCAGCAAUGGAAGUAAUUCAGGGCAGAUGGAAGAGAUCAAUACCAAAGAGGUGGCGCAGCGUAUCACCACCGAGCUCAAACGUUACAGCAUCCCACAGGCCAUCUUCGCGCAGAGGGUGCUCUGCCGUUCCCAGGGGACCCUUUCGGACCUGCUGCGAAACCCCAAGCCCUGGAGCAAACUCAAGUCCGGCCGGGAGACCUUUCGGAGAAUGUGGAAGUGGCUGCAGGAGCCGGAGUUCCAGCGCAUGUCCGCGCUCCGCUUAGCAGCGUGCAAAAGGAAAGAGCAAGAACACGGGAAGGAUAGAGGCAACACCCCCAAAAAGCCCAGGCUGGUCUUCACAGACGUCCAACGUCGAACUCUACAUGCAAUAUUCAAGGAAAAUAAGCGUCCGUCCAAAGAAUUACAAAUCACCAUUUCCCAGCAGCUGGGGUUGGAGCUGAGCACUGUCAGCAACUUCUUCAUGAACGCGAGAAGGAGGAGUCUGGACAAAUGGCAAGACGAGGGCAGCUCCAAUUCAGGCAACUCCUCCUCUUCAUCAAGCACUUGUACCAAAGCAUGAAGGAAGAACCACGGACUAGAACCUCGGUGGAAAAGCUUUAAAUUUAAUUUAAAAAAAGAAAAAAAAGUUUUUAAAGACCAGGACCUCGAGAUAGCAGGUUUAUACUUAGAAAUAUUUGAAGAAAUAAAAGUGGUAUUUAUAGUCCAAAGAAACCAAAGACUGGAGCUCACCUGCAUUCUGACUUUGUUCCGAGACACUUCAGCGGGGCAAAACUUGGCAAGAGAAAGGAUCGGGAAAACAUCGGAUCUCACGCCUUCAACCCUUGCGCCGCACUGUGCUUGGCUGCUCCGUGGCUCGAAGCACAGUAAUGUCUGAGCCAUUGAGCGGUCAUCUUUUAAGAUCAGACAUUCUCAUCUCUUCCACUACACCACAAAGGUGUAUCGUGUCUCAAUAUCAUGUGUGGGCGGGUGUGCGGGUGCACACCCACCCACCACCACCAGUGGUUAGGGACUCAGGCAGGGCUGGUCUUCAGGAAGGGUUGCACCAUAGGAGUGUGACCCACACAGUGUGGGAUUUCCAAAUUCAUUGGAUUUAAGGUGUGAUUUCUCUCUUCUAGCCUAGCGUUUGAACCUGCCAGGCCCACAACCUAAAUGCAGAUUCAAACCCAGCAAAGAUCAUUUGAAUGGCGCCUAAACCAGUGCACUCUCUUUGUUUGUUAAGAAAUGUUCAGAUAUUUUUUAAAGAAAAGUGAAACAAGAGUCCAUCCAUUAAAAAAAAAAUCACCCAGGUACCAAAGAACACACAAUAUUAUAGUACAGGUAUUUUAUUGCAAUGAUUUUAAUAACCAAAGCUAUUUUUACACAAGAUACUAUGUAAAGUUAUACGUAUGAACUGAUCUAGCUGUAAUCCACAUGCCACGUAGAUUCAGGACUAUUAUCUAUGACUCUUGAGGCAUUUGAAAUAUGAGUUUUCAGAACUGGCAAGAAAGAAUGUGGCUUCGGGGAAGCAGUUACCACCAUGGCAGAGAGGUCGACGUGGUGCACAUGGGAUCCAUAAAUGUCACUUCCAUAGAGAAAAGACAUAAUGCAUCAUCUACACGUAGCCAAGAUGUGAGGACUCUUCAGAGUAGGUCCCCAUAUAAACACUAGGAAACUAAAGCUUACCAGGGCAGAUAACUGAAUUAGAAAAAUUGUCCGAAGUGAUCAUUUUUAG
Molecule: messenger RNA, 3034 nt
Organism: Peromyscus californicus insignis
Lineage: Eukaryota; Metazoa; Chordata; Mammalia; Rodentia; Cricetidae
Gene: Onecut1
Product: one cut homeobox 1
Exons: 2
Coding region: 485-1882 (465 amino acids)
Biological process (GO): regulation of transcription by RNA polymerase II
Cellular component (GO): nucleus
Molecular function (GO): DNA-binding transcription factor activity, RNA polymerase II-specific; RNA polymerase II cis-regulatory region sequence-specific DNA binding
Source: RefSeq, a predicted model, not a curated record